GUGCCUUUUUUUUGUGUGUGUGUGUGUGACGUGGGAGCUUUGGAGAGUGAUUGAAUUUGUCUUGUGGCGGUGCAGGCACGGCGUCGAUGGUGGCUGCCAUUUGCCACGCCUGGCUCUUGGAUUACCGGCAGAAAGAAAAAGAGGGUGGCGUGGUGGUGGUGCCUGUCAUGAAUGUUAAGCGCGGCUCCAUGUGGAAGCUGAAGCAGGCUGCGUGGCUCUUUCACCAUGCUGGUCUUGAUGCCACUUCGUUGCUUUUCAUUGAUGAGGUGGACAUGGAAAGCCUUUUGAUGACUGGCCAACUGAGCGUCCUCGUGGUUGGACAAGAUGUCCUGAGCACUACUGGCGAGGUUGGAUCCCAAUGCACAGUGGUUACUGACAAUUACUGUGAAGAUGCCUAUGAUUUACUUGAAAACCCUGUUCUGAAGAAACUAUUGCUUGCCGGUAUUCUGCUUGACACACAGAAUAUAAAAUCAUCUGCAGCAAUAUCGAUGACAAGAGAUGCAGAAGCAGUCCAGUUGUUAUUGGCUGGCUCAGUCCCAAAUUACAGAUAUGCAUUAUUCGAUCAAUUGAUCCAAGACCAGGGAACUGCUUCUUUUAUCGAAGCUUUGAACCAUAGUUACGGGAAAUCUCCGACUGAAAGUGAAGAAAACAGUGAAGGAAAGACGAAGAAUAAAGUUCGCGAGAGAAAGUCAAGCUCUGUAUCUGAUCGCGAACCCACCAUAUCAAGUUCAAAAACAAAUUCCUCCGACACAAGAAGUUCUAAAGCUUUCAAGGUUUCCCCAAAUCCAGUCAAACUCGUUACGCCACCUUUGCUAUCUCCUUCUCCAGCUCCAACACCACAACAUGCGGAAAAGGAGGCCCCACGUGGCAAAAACAAGUUCUUCUUGGCAAGGUGGUUUGGUUUUGGUUCAAAAUGA
Vigna umbellata (rice bean) is the source of this 917-nucleotide messenger RNA. RefSeq lists its product as uncharacterized. Gene Ontology annotation, molecular function: exopolyphosphatase activity. Gene Ontology annotation, cellular component: cytoplasm. The record is from RefSeq and is a predicted model, not a curated record. Lineage: Eukaryota; Viridiplantae; Streptophyta; Magnoliopsida; Fabales; Fabaceae.